Molecule: messenger RNA, 1464 nt
Organism: Salarias fasciatus (jewelled blenny)
Lineage: Eukaryota; Metazoa; Chordata; Actinopteri; Blenniiformes; Blenniidae
Product: 4-hydroxybenzoate polyprenyltransferase, mitochondrial-like
Exons: 9
Coding region: 195-1370 (391 amino acids)
Biological process (GO): ubiquinone biosynthetic process
Cellular component (GO): mitochondrial inner membrane
Molecular function (GO): 4-hydroxybenzoate polyprenyltransferase activity
Source: RefSeq, a predicted model, not a curated record
GACAACAGAGUGUCGUAACCAACGCACUUGAACAUACCACGGGGACGUACCAUAACAAGGAAGAACGCAAAGGAAUGACCUGACAGCCGCAUGACAGAUGUUUCGUCUUAUAAACCUACAUUUCUUCACUGUGACGAACAUUGAGCCACUCAUCGAAUGGUAAAACAGAGCUCAUCUGACCUCAGAGAGGCACAAUGCUUCGAGCCAAGCUGAGCAGCCUACUGACUAUGGGCACUGUGAGGAGGAUUCAUCGUGGAGGUGGUUACUCUUGUAUCUCCAGCCUUUCCAGCCUGUCACACAGCUGCCUUCAAAAGAAACGGACCAGGACUAAAGGCUGCUCAGAAUCCAGGACUUUUCACCACUGCAGUGCCAUCCAUCCAUCCAUCAGAGAGCACAGUGGGAGAAGAUCUUUCAGUUUGUCAGCUGCUGCUAUUGUGAACUCAGCACCAGUUCACGUUCAACCAUACCUCCGACUGAUGAGGCUGGAUAAACCCAUUGGAACAUGGCUUCUGUACCUCCCCUGCACAUGGAGCAUCGCUCUGGCAGGCGACCCCGGCUGCCUGCCCGAUCUGGGCAUGCUCACUCUGUUCGGUACCGGGGCUCUGCUAAUGAGGGGGGCCGGCUGCACGAUCAACGACAUGUGGGACAAAGACUUUGACAGAAAGGUGUCCAGGACGGCCUCCCGGCCCAUUGCGUCCGGAGAGAUCUCUCGAUUCCAGGCACUUGUCUUCCUGGGCGGACAGCUGUCCCUCGCUCUUGGGGUUCUUUUGUGCCUCAACUAUUACAGCAUAGCUCUGGGUGCUGCGUCCUUAUCUCUCGUCAUCUCCUAUCCGCUCAUGAAGAGGAUCACUUACUGGCCGCAGUUUGUUCUGGGGCUCACGUUUAACUGGGGCGCUCUGCUGGGCUGGGCGGCUGUUCAGGGCUCCUGCGAUUGGUCCGUGUGCCUCCCGCUGUAUUUCUCAGGAGUGAUGUGGACGCUGAUUUACGACACAAUAUAUGCUCAUCAGGACAAGGAGGAUGACAUCAAGGUGGGCGUGAAAUCGACUGCGCUGAAGCUCCAGGACCAAACCAAACCGUGGCUGAGCGGUUUUGCUGUGGCCAUGAUGUCGGGGCUGGUUGUAGCGGGCGUUAACGCUGAACAGACGCUCCCGUACUACGCAGUCCUGACCACCGUUGCUGCUCAUGUGGCGCACCAGAUUUACACACUUGACAUCAACAAACCGGAGGACUGCUGGAAGAAAUUUGUGUCGAACAGGAAUCUUGGACUGUUGCUAUUUUUAGGGAUUGUCACAGGCAAUUUGUGGAAAACGAGAAGAGAGGUUUUGCUGCAAAAUGAAGAAGAAUUAAGAGAUAGCCACUGUUCAACAUGAGGAAAUACCCUGUGUUGGUUAUUUUUAAAGAACUCAAUUAUUGGAUGGAAAGUUGUUUAUUGAAAAAAUUAAAUUCUGAUGCAAUUCCCCUUCA